AAGUGAAUCUCGCGAUAAGUGAAUAAAACUGACGCUCUCCAUGUUCCAUGUGAUUGGCUGUUCGCUGCACGUGUCACUUUCGCUUCAGACUUGCAAACUGAGAGCUGACAGAGAAAGUUGAACCUGAUCUAAACCAGGCCUCUGAUAUAUGGAUAUGGUUUUCUGAACGCACAUAUCCGAAGCACGCGCACAGAAAGCUGGAUGUCAGACGGCGCGUCCAGUAACGUGAGUGGACUGGACUGUUCUCCAUGGACCAAAGUCCAUUUCAUACCUCACGGAGAGUAGAUACCAGCAAAAAUAAACUACAACAGCAAAGUUUUAAAUCUCUCCGCUGCAGAAAAGAGGCUAAAGAUGAACUGAGUCAACGAGUGCAGUACAAAAAUGACUGUUGCAGUGGCAUUUUCAUACAAUCAACUAUUUUAUACUGAGAAGAAAUGGCAGAUUUUCCCGGUAAGGUCAGCACUCAGACCAGCUCACAAGAACCUCAAAGAAGUUUUGGAAUCCCAUCUAGUGUUGACAUGAACUUCAUCAAGAGCAUUCCUGGUAUUCUACUUUUGGCUGAGAUUGUUGUUGGAUUACUGGUGUGGGCUCUUAUCGCCAGUACCUCACACUCCUCGGAAGCUGUUUAUGGCUGGGUCCUGUUUGUCAGCGUGACGCUGUGGCUUUUGAGCAUCGCCCUGUUGGUUGUGCUGUUGCUGAGGUUUCAUCAGAGUCUACCCUCAAUACCCUGGCCUUUGGUGCUCAUGGUGUUUUACUCAGUCGCAGCUGUUCUAUACAUAACCGCCUUUUUGGCUAAUGCUGCAUCUGUUCGCUAUGGAUUUUACCAUGGUCAUCUGGGAACUUCUGCAUUCUUUGCCAUAGUGGUGACCCUGUUAUAUGCAGCUAGCAGCUACUUUGCCUAUUUGGGUUGGAGGGGUGAAGGGCAAAACGCAGCGGGGAGUACGGUGCCUGUAUAGACCAUCCUGUGAUCUACACUGUCAUUAACUAUGUGAGGACACUUCCAAGAGGAUAUUAUUUGGUAUUGCUGAAAAUCCUCUUCGGGAACGUCCAACAACCCAUCUGUAUAACGGUGCCCAGCAUAAUUGCUAGAAGGUUUAUAACAUGGGCAUUGUGUGUACUGAGAGUCACCAGCCUGCACAUGCAGCAGGUUUAGGGUCAGUAAGAUUUUUUUUUUUUUUAAAGAAAUUAUUACACUGAGGUAUUGAUUAAAAGUGACUACAUUUAUAAUGUUACAAAAAUUCCAUUUCAAAUAAAUGCUGUUGAAUUUUCAGUUCAUCAAAAAAACUUGAAAAAUUGGGCAUUACAAUGAAAAAAAAAAAAAAACAUUGCCAUCCCAGGAAUACAUCCUAUUUUAAAAUUAAAAUAGAAAAGUUGUUUUACAUUUUUUUUCCUCAAUAUUAUUGUUUUUAUUGCAUUUUUUUUUAUCAUAUGCAUCCUUAGUGAGCAUGAGACUCCUUCAAAAACAUAAAAUCUUACCAACCCCAAUCUUUUGAAUGAUAGUGUACUAUUUUUGUAAGAUACACAAACUGACUUGAGCAAGUAUGUAUUUAAGUGGUGAGGUUCUUGCAUUAUUGUACAGUUAUGCUUAAGAACGUAAUUGAUUCAUUGUUUUGAGCAUAAAAAUGUUUUGAUAAAACAUGAUUAAAGAACAGUUGUAUUUAUUUCUUCCAUACACAGGCUCAAAUAUGUCUAUAUAUACAAAUAAUAAACAAAUAUACACAAUUAUGCAACAUUCAUCUAGUAAGAACAACACAUUCUAUAUAAAGAAGGGGGUAAAAAGGCUGAAUUUUGUACUGUAUACAUCAACAAAACAUAUCAGUUUGAACAUAUGGGAGCAAUCCAUGAGCAACAUGGACUCAACAUCACAAUAAAAAACAUGAAAAAACUGUAUGAGAUUAUUUGCAUUGUUUCUGGUAAUUGUAUAAACAUAUUUUUGAAUGUAAUAUUUCACAUGGGGAAACUUUAAACCUUGUGAAUGGUUAAAAAGGGUCUUUCAGAAUUGUCAUAUCAGGCACAUUGUAUAAUACUUUUUUUUUUUUUUUUUUAAAUGAAAAGCCCUUUUUGAUUGUCAAGUGAAAGGAAUUAUUUUGGUAUCUAAUGAUAUGGGGUUCUUGUGUAAAAAUAUGCAAUAAAGUGGCAGCUUUGAGA
This is a messenger RNA of Megalobrama amblycephala (Wuchang bream), 2148 nucleotides long. Its product is annotated as plasmolipin. Gene Ontology annotation, biological process: myelination. NCBI's taxonomy places the organism in Eukaryota, Metazoa, Chordata, Actinopteri, Cypriniformes, Xenocyprididae. The record is from RefSeq and is a predicted model, not a curated record. Gene Ontology annotation, molecular function: structural constituent of myelin sheath. The transcript has 7 exons. The coding region runs from base 435 to 956 and encodes 173 amino acids. Gene Ontology annotation, cellular component: membrane.